UCAUGAUUGCGUAAUUUAUUUUUAUAAUAGCAAUAUGACGUGAUGAUUAUAUUCAUGUUUGUUGUAUUGUUUCAUGUGGUUACAUGGGAAGCUUUAAGACCCGGUGGAAGCCUGGCUGUAACGCAGGCUUUAGCUCCUCACAAUGUUGGCUCCUGUGCUCCUCUGGCCGCUGUAUGGUGCUGCUACAGUAGCAAUGGGAAGAUAAGCAGCAUCACAAAGUACCUUUUCAGUGCACUUUUCCUGCCUUCAUUCUCCUUGCUGCAUAAACGGCGUUCCCUCCACGCGGUGACAAUUCUACUUAUUUGCCGGCUUCUUUUUGGACGAGAUUUGCAUUUCGCCGGCCGCGUCUGAAUCUGAGGUAGCUGUUCUCUGCAUCGCAAGUGUGUGAAACCGCGGAUCGGCGCUGCAAAUACGGCUCCGUGUAUCUGAUCGAAGAGCUGGGGAUGCUGAAAGUCACCAUGCCCUCCUCCAGUUCAGGGGCGGCUUCAGAAUACUGGAUAGAUGGCUCAAAAAAGGAGACGCUUGCAGAUUACUACGAGCUGCAGUCCGAAUUGGGACGGGGAGCCACGUCGGUUGUCUUUCGAUGUAGACAGAAGGGAACUCAGAAGCCCUAUGCUGUAAAAAUGUUGAAGAAAACGGUCGAUAAGAAGAUCGUGAGGACGGAAAUCGGUGUUUUGCUUCGGCUCUCACAUCCAAACAUUAUUAAAUUGAAAGAGAUAUUCGAGACCCCGGCCGAGAUCAGUCUGGUUCUGGAGCUGGUCACUGGGGGAGAGCUGUUUGACAGGAUCGUCGAGAAGGGGUAUUACAGUGAGCGGGACGCCGCCGAUGCUGUCAAACAGAUCCUGGAGGCUGUCGCGUACCUGCAUGAGAACGGAGUGGUGCACCGGGACUUGAAGCCAGAGAACCUCCUAUAUGCUACUUCAGCUCCAGAUGCUCCUCUCAAAAUCGCUGAUUUUGGUCUUUCAAAAAUCGUGGAUGACCAGGUCACUAUGAAGACAGUAUGUGGGACUCCAGGAUAUUGCGCUCCUGAAAUCCUUCGGGGUUGCGCCUACGGACCUGAGGUGGACAUGUGGUCAGUGGGAGUCAUUACGUACAUCUUAUUGUGCGGCUUCGAACCGUUCUUUGACGAACGGGGUGACCAGUACAUGUUCAAGAAGAUUCUUAACUGCGAAUAUGAGUUUGUCUCCCCCUGGUGGGAUGACGUGUCUCUAAAUGCCAAGGACCUGGUGAAGAAGCUGAUCGUCCAGGAUCCAAAGAAGCGGCUAAGCACGGUGCAGGCCCUGCAGCACCCCUGGGUGACAGGCAAGGCCGUCAACUCCGCCCACAUGGACACAGCGCAGAAGAAACUGCAGGAGUUCAACGCUCGCCGCAAGCUCAAGGCAGCCGUGAAGGCUGUGGUGGCCUCUUCACGGCUAGGCAGCGCCGGCAGCCACAACAGCACCGACAACAGUAAGAUCAGCUGUAACCACUCUCCAGUCCAGGAGGGGGCGCCAGAAAGACAGGCUCAGCAAACCCACCCGCCGAAACAGGGGGACUCCUAGACGUUUGUGUCUUGGGUCUUCCAUUGAAUCGGAAGACGCCGUCAUCUUGUGAGAAUAAGAAACAGCUGAUUUUAACGGAUGAAAUGAGACCGUCUCACAGAUCGGGGGCAGUGCUGACCUCAGACAAUUUUGCAUGUGACUGCUUACGAUUUUAAACAAAAUGAAAAAAAAAUGCCGCAUGAACGAACCUGCGUGACAGCGUGACUUUACAGUUUCAUCUUGAAAUGGCCAUUUGCGAAGCUGACAGUUCCUUCCACUAAAACACCUUUCCAUGAACUACAUUGAGGAGCUUCACCUGCUGGACACGGAGAAAACAAUGUUUUUGCUGUUUGUAAUGGUUGCAUUUUAGUAAACUUCAUUUGGUUUAUAAAAUACUGUAAGUUAGGUAUGGUACAGCAUUCUAGGGUGACCGCCGAUUGGGGUGAAUAGAGAAGGGGGGUGGUGUCGUUUACAGAAUUUAUUUAGGGUUAUAUGCAAUACAUUCCGUUUAAAAUACAGGCAUAUACAGUACCAACCAAUAAAUGGCCAUAGAAUUGUAACUUUACUACAUUUUGAAAAAAAGCCUUAUCCACUUGUUUAUACACUUUGAUAGAAACAUGUUACAUAUCAUGUUUAAUAAUAAGGUCAAAAUCCAUGUGUGGAAAAAACACAUCCUUAGGACACGUGGUAGGAGAUACGAUAUCUUGUAGAAUCUAAGCUGUUCCGUAGUGUUUACAGUGCUUCUGACAUUAAACACAAGCUACCAAAAUACUUAAUAAAAAAUUACUAAAUACUAAAAUUCAUAAAGUUGCCCUACGUUUUUACUCAAUCAAGAAACAUAGAAAAGACGUUUACUAACGUAUUAUCUGAAUAAUCUAUGUUAGUGCCAAAUACAAUUGCGCUUGAAGACUGUACUGCUUUCUCAGAAUGUCUGAAAUAUGCCUUCCCUCUUACAUCUAAACUGAAAUAUGAUUUGUGCUUAAAUGAAUGAUAUAUUGUCCAUCUGUCCAUCCUCCAACUGCUUAUCCAGAGCAGGAAUGCCGCUAGUAUGAAAUUUAUUCAACGUAAAUAUUCGGUAACGGCCGGGUGUUUUUUAUCUGAAUGGCAGCUUCUCCAAAUUAAUAUAUCAAGCUUGAUUUGGCCAGGAAUGUUUUCACGAGUAUGUUUUCUUAACUUGCCGGUAUGUUCAUGUGCAUGAUCGUUUUUAAGGCCAGAGUCAGGAAUCAUAACUCUUACCCUCCAUAACAAUGGCUGGUUUAAGCUAGAAGCCUAUAGAAAAUCAGAGGUUUGCUGUUGAUUAAGGGACAUUGUUUUGCAUGUGAGAAUGUACUAUUACAUUAAAUAACUGCUGCGACUGUCUUUCAAUAAUGCAUUGUAUUUUGCAGUAUACAAUAAUUACACCGUAUGGAAGUUCCCA
Molecule: messenger RNA, 2937 nt
Organism: Paramormyrops kingsleyae
Lineage: Eukaryota; Metazoa; Chordata; Actinopteri; Osteoglossiformes; Mormyridae
Gene: camk4
Product: calcium/calmodulin-dependent protein kinase IV
Biological process (GO): protein phosphorylation
Molecular function (GO): ATP binding; protein kinase activity
Source: RefSeq, a predicted model, not a curated record